CCUCGGCGCUGUGUUUGACUACAUGGCUCUGUUAGCUUUAAGCUAACUCCGCCAUGGACCAUGUCCCCGGUGUUCUCUCCCCAGAACCCCCUGCAGAAAACGGGGAGGACCCCUGCGACGGCUCCCCGUUAGAGGACGAGUUUGUAGACGCUUUCGGGGACCUGGCUGCCCUCCCGGUGGAGGUCGGAGAGAGAAGACCGACGUGUUUUCGGUGCCGUCGCCCUCAGAAGGUGUGUCUCUGUCCUUUUCUUCCAACACAACCCCUGGAGGUCUCCACAUGUCUCUACGUAGUGCAGCAUCCUGCAGAGGAGAGCAGAGUUCUUCGCACUGUCCCUCUUCUUGCUGCAUGUUUGCCACAAGGAAAAUGCAAUGUCAUCGUUGGGAGGAGAUUCAAUGAAGAAAAGCACCCAGAGCUCGCUGCAGUAUGUCGGGACAGCAGAACUCUGAUCCUGUACCCGGGCCCAAAAUCCCAGAACCUGGAGGAGUUAGUGCAAUACCAGGAAGUAGGAAGUGUGAAACAUAAUGUGAUCAUCAUCGACGGCACGUGGAGCCAGGCCAAAAACAUGUUCCUCAAAAACAGCCUGUUCCACCUGCCGAAACAGGUCCAGCUCAAUCGGACUCUCUCCAGUCAGUACGUGAUCCGCACACAACCCUCCAACAUCUGUCUGUCCACGCUGGAGUGUGCUGCUGUCGCUCUGUCCAUCCUGGAGCAGAAUGACGACAUCCAGGAGGUUCUGCUGAGGCCCCUGAAAGCCCUGUGCUCCUUCCAGCUGCAGCACGGCGCUCAGGUUCACCACAGCAAGGAGCACCUGUUGAAAAACGGCAUGUACGACAAACCCAUGCCCAAGAACAAACGCAAGAUAAAGAGGAUGGAGAAACUUGUCACUGAUCACAACGUCUGCCCGAGAUGAGGGAGAGGAGGGACUUGAAGAGAAGUGAGCCACACUGUCUGCACACAGAGCUGUUGACGCUGCACUGGACUGGAUCAUCAGAGCAGCACGUAGCAGCAGCAGCAGCAGCAGCGUCACAGCGCAGACACGGGAAAAAGUUGGCUUUUUGGGAGUUUUUGAUUCUUUCUCUUCAAAGAUAUUUUUAAAUGCUGGUUAAUUUAAGUUAUGUUAAGUUAAAGUUUGAGUGUCAUGUGGGACAAUAAACCCAGAUUCCUACUUGCAUUGUUUAAAAACAGUUGACAUUGUUUACAGCGGUUCUGUUGUGGCUGACUUUCUGACUGCAGAAGAAUACAUCUGGAAGGGCUAAUUUUCAGUGAACUUUUAUAAAGUAAAAUCGUUGUUGAAGUAUGUUACAAAAUAAACAAUUCUCUAAAAGUUAA
This is a messenger RNA of Notolabrus celidotus (New Zealand spotty), 1330 nucleotides long. It is a transcript of the gene dtwd2, whose product is annotated as DTW domain containing 2. Lineage: Eukaryota; Metazoa; Chordata; Actinopteri; Labriformes; Labridae. The transcript has 6 exons. Bases 54 to 911 code for a protein of 285 amino acids. The record is from RefSeq and is a predicted model, not a curated record.